Molecule: messenger RNA, 2381 nt
Organism: Gamsiella multidivaricata
Lineage: Eukaryota; Fungi; Mortierellomycota; Mortierellomycetes; Mortierellales; Mortierellaceae
Product: coth protein-domain-containing protein
Exons: 4
Coding region: 164-2296 (710 amino acids)
Source: RefSeq, a predicted model, not a curated record
GUGGAAUGAUGCCUAUUGAUGGACUGGAUAAUUAUCUCCAUUCUGCUGAUUUGUGUGCUCUAUCUGAGUUCCGGAUAAUGAACAUUCUGAGCCCAGGGCCGACCCACUGUCGUGUGGUAUUGAGCCGUAUCCCCGAGGGUUUCCUAAAGGCGAUAAAAAAAGAAUGGGAAGCGCCGCGGAAGGGAUGUUUGAGUGGAGAACAGUGCCGAGAACGAGGGGUGCAGAUGUUGUUGCAGUGAGCGGGUGCCACUUUAUUGCCUCUUUUGUACUCAUUCGUCCAACCCACCUUUCGGUCCGUCCCUUUUUCACUUUGCAUCUCCUGCCCUUCACACCCACGCGUCUAGACCUCACUUCAAUCUACUUAAAUAUCCACCGGGAAGCAAACAUUCAUCUUUCCUUUCCCACCCUCUUCUUUCCUUCUCAACGGACCUUGGCCCUCUCCACCCCCCUCACUUCACCGACCGCCAUCCUCAUUUUCUACUCAAGCACCUACGCCAUGGUACGCCUCUACGCUGCUUUGGCAGGUCUGGUCGCAAUGGCCUCAUAUGCUCUCGCUGAUAUCACUUUCAACGUGGUCGGUUACCCAUCGACCCCUAGCGGCAGCUUCGGUGUCUCCAUCAGCGGCGCCAUCACCAAGCUCGCCAGUAAUGAAUCAACAUUUCCCGUCUGGUCCGGCUCCGUUCCAGGCACGACAUCCUCGGUCGCCUACCAAUAUGUCGAGCUCAACGCUGCCGGCGCCGCUGUCAAGACCGAGAGCUUCACACGCACCCUGAGCAACACUACCGACACCAAGACCUAUAACGAAUUCUUUGAACGCCAGACGACCAAAUGGACCUUGCCAAAUGUGCCUUACGCCUACCUUGCCACCUGGCCAUCGUACACCAAGGUCUUUGACGACGACGUAAUCGCGACCAUCCAUCUGACAGCUGACCCAGCCCAGAUGGCGGCCCUGAAUGCGAAUCCAAACCAGGAGUCAGACAUCCGCGUCAACUUUCGUUGGAUUGACCACCAUAUGAUUUAUUCCCAGACCAACAUCUCCUUCAAGACAUCUGGCAAGUCGUCCAAGGACUUCCAGAAGCAAGCUUAUAAGCUGUCGUUCGAUACCAACCUCAACCAGACCUUCUUUUCAAGACCCAACAUCAAGCUGCGCUCUGAGGUCACAGACCCGACCUUCAUGCGUGAAAAGGUUUACAUUGAUAUGCUGAAUGCCGUCGGUGUCCCCACACAGCAGGGCCAGUUCGUCCGUCUCUUUGUCAACAACAACCCCGUGGGGCUCUAUCUGAUGGUAGACGACAUCAAAAAGUCGUUUGCCAAGCAGACUAUCCACGGCGGAGAUUCUAAUGUAGUCCUUGGUUCACUUGUCCAGAUGAAUGCACCAACACUGGACAACCAGGCUGACCUUGUCUACAAGGGCACCACCAACACAAGCUAUGAUCCUUCGGUCUACGCUGAUGUCAACCUUGGCAACAAUCCUCCGACUAUGCCUCUGGGCCAGCUAAUCCAGUUUAUGGCCGACUUGGAGGCCUUUGAUCCCGUCAACACCGCUGACCCUAUCGGCUACUGGAACAAUACGCGCUUGGAUCUCGAUGGGUUCUUGCGCAACAUGGCCAUGGAGUACCUCGGGGGUGCGUUCGACAAUUAUUGGAUGUCCGGCUCCAACUACUUUAUGUACUUCAAUCCCACGCUCGGUACGCAAGGCAAAUGGCAAUGGGUCCCAACUGAUUUCGAUGGUACCUUUGGCGAUGGAUACCCGACUUCGACCUUAUCCCCCUACCAGACGUUCUAUAACUUCCAACCCGACCAUCCCUUGGUUUCGAAGCUGAUCAUCAAGAACAGCGCCAUCAACGCGUUGUUCGAGCAGACCCUCAAGGACAUUGUGGGCUGGUCUUUCAAGCCCGACGGCCUCUUCCCCCGCAUCGCAGUUUACAACCAGAUGCUUGCCGAUGACUACAAGUGGGAUAUAUCGAUCAACCGCACGGGUCCCGGCAAAAUCAACGGCUACACGUUUGACGACUUUAACAACAACCUAGACAAUAUGACGAAGGACAUGUCCUACUCGCUCAGGGGUUGGAUCCACGACCUGUCGGCGUUGGUGGCCACGCAGCUAAACUUCACAGUCCAGCCCGGUACCGCUGAUCGAGUCCCACCUCCUCCCAAACCGACGCACGGUAAGGACGACAAUUCGUCCAGUUCGCCCAGCAAGCCUAAGGCCGCAGGCAACGCACCAUUGGCGGCCCCUGGUGGGUUCCUCGCCGUGCUGAUCAUUGCCGCGUCUCUGAGCGCGAUGCUGCUCUAAGCGCGCCAUAAACCCAUCAUCAAACCGACCGUUAAAAUAGAAAGGAAUAAAAAUAACAAUAAUAAUAAUGAUAAACGUUUUUGGA